Messenger RNA from Tripterygium wilfordii, 1038 nucleotides. RefSeq lists its product as uncharacterized. Lineage: Eukaryota; Viridiplantae; Streptophyta; Magnoliopsida; Celastrales; Celastraceae. Bases 1 to 1038 code for a protein of 345 amino acids. The transcript has 3 exons. The record is from RefSeq and is a predicted model, not a curated record.
AUGGCUGAUAUUUUACAGAAAACUGGAUUCAAAGUCAGCAGAAAAGUAGAGACAUCAAUACGGGCAGCAAAGCUGGUUCUGCUCUGUGUAGGAUUUAUAACCACUCUCAUUUUCUUCAAAGUCGCCUUACUUCCUUGCACAUUCAAUUUCCUCCUCUCCACUCUGUCUCCUCUCUGGAUCUAUCUUCGCUCUUGGCUUUCUCCUCCUUACAUCUACAUAAUCCUCAACUUCAUCAUCAUCGUCAUUGCAGCUUCUUCCACACAAUCCCUAUCUAAUCCCCUCAAUAAUUUCAAGAACGACAACUCCACCACUAAUCCCCCAUGGCAGGACAUCCAAGAAGAAGAAUUUAAUCCCAAUUUCUCAAUCAAUGAAAAAUCCAUCGAAAAUCCAUUGAAGGAAACAUCCGAUUCCGGCCAAAACAACCCGGGAAAUAUCACCGGAGAAGCAGAGGAGGAGGUGGAGGAGACACUGGACACGCUUGAGGACACUUGGAGGCUGAUCAUGGAGGGGAAACGAAAUACGGCGAAACCAGAGCCUAAGAAGAGUGACACAUGGGAUACGCCGCCGAGGGUGGUGGUCUCUAAGGAGAAGGAGGAUGAUGUCGGCAGCGACGAUGGUAAUGAUCCGGUGGCUUGGGCUCGGCGGGAGAUACGGAAGUCGGACACUUUCAAUGACAGGGUAACACUGAUAAAGAGAGAAAUUGUUCAGAAGUCUAUGACUCAGGACGAGUUGACCCAGCGAGUUGAAGCCUUUAUUAAGGACAUGAGGUUGCAGAGGGAAGAAUCUGAACAGCUUUUCAGGGAGAUUAUUAGCAGAGGAUGUGGAAUGGACAUAAUUAGACAAUGGUCAUACAUUUUAUUGGCAUCCAAACAAGAAAUGUCUCAACCCAGCAUCAUCGAGAUCACGGGUUCAAGACACGGAGGUCCAACCUUUAUGCUGAUGACGGCCGGGGUCACAUCAUCUCACGUCAUCAACAGUAGUUAUUAUAGUGAAGAUGCUCGAGGUCUCUGGUGUUCCUGCAUUAAUUGGAGCUCAUGA